AUGAAGCGCGCUCUAAUUACAUCCAGCCUCCGAGUAAAUGCGACAAGAAGCAUCAUUCGCACAACCUCCACACGCGCUACACCCAACGCCGCGAAGCCUCAGCCUCAAUCAAGAACGACAGAAGCGUCAAGCAAAGAAGCUUCAGCAACCAAGAUUGCGGCUCGAAAAAAGACCAGUGCGGAACUGGAUCAGGAAUUGAGGGAGAAGUUGGAGGGUAUGUCUGGGGAUGGAGGAGGCGCUGGGGUAGAGUAUGAGAAUGGCAGGGCGGAGGGAUUGAAGAGAGGUGUCAAGUCGAAUAUGUUCCGGGUGAUAUGA
This is a messenger RNA of Fusarium verticillioides 7600, 315 nucleotides long. RefSeq lists its product as hypothetical. Bases 1 to 315 code for a protein of 104 amino acids. NCBI's taxonomy places the organism in Eukaryota, Fungi, Ascomycota, Sordariomycetes, Hypocreales, Nectriaceae. The transcript has a single exon. The record is from RefSeq and is a predicted model, not a curated record.